UGACAAAGAAGCUGCAGACAGAACAAAGACAAAUGACUUCAACAAUGAUCAGACCUGUUUGUUUGCUUGUUUUUCUCUUUUUCUUUUGUGUCUUACCUGGUAUCAGGGGUCAAACACUUACUGAAUCUGAAUCAGUGGUUAAAAGACCUGGAGAACCCCACAAACUGACUUGUACAUAUUCAGGUUUUAGUGGCACUCCCGAUAUAGCUUGGAUCAGACAGCCUGCAGGAAAAGGACUGGAAUGGAUUGCUUAUAUCAGCUCUGGCAGCAGCAUCUACUACUCAGAGUCAGUGAAAAACCGCUUCACCAUCUCCAGAGACAACAGCAGAAAGCAGGUGUAUCUGCAGAUGAACAGUCUGAGAGCUGAGGAUUCUGCUGUUUAUUACUGCGCUAGAGACGGGGGGCACAAUGCUUUUGACUACUGGGGUAAAGGCACAACAGUCACGGUUACUUCAGACACUCCUGCUCAGGCUCCAACGCACGUGAUUGGUCUGAUGCCAUGCGGCCCUCAAAGUAGAGACACGGUCACUCUUGGCUGUCUUGCCACCGGUUUCACCCCCUCUUCAUUGACUUUCUCGUGGACUCAGGGCUCCAACAAUUUGGAAAACAUCACCCAGUACCCUUCAAUACUGAAAAAUGACAAAUAUUGGGGAAUCAGUCAGGUUCAAGUCAGCCGACAGGACUGGGACGCCAAAAAGACUUUCAAGUGUGUUGCCAAUCAUGUUGGAGACCAAACAACGUCUCCUAUUACUAAGCCAGAUGUGCUGUUUAGGUCGCCCAAUCUCACAACAAGUUUUUUCCUUGAUGAGGAAAAGCAACAGGCUUCUUUCUACUGCUUUGCCAAAGAUUUUUCUCCUAGGACCCAUGAGAUCAUUUGGCAGAAAGUUGGCAGCGAAAAAGCCAGCAUCCUUGAUGAGACCAGUGUUUUCUCAGAGGGAAGAAAUGACACAAAUGGAGCUAAGCUGUAUUCUGCAGCAAGUUUGCUCACAGUAAACCCCACUGAGCUGACUUCUGGAGCAACAUUUACAUGUGUGUUCAAGGGGAAAGGUGUGAACAAUACUGACGUGUUGGAAAAGGCUAAUGCCACCUACAAGGAAGAAUCUUCUGGAGGAAGUGCAGGAUGUAUUCAGGCAGCUGUAGACAUAAAUAUCAUUGGCCCUACAUACAGGGACAUUCUUGUAAAGCAAAGUGGAAAAAUAACAUGCCAAAUUCAAGUAAAUAACGGUCAGCUUGAAAAGAUUUUUUGGGAGAAUCAAGAUAACGUAGAAAUGGCUGGAACUGUAAAGACUGAAGGGUUAAAAAAGAAGGAGGAGCUUGUGCUUGACAUCACAUAUGAUGAAUGGCAUCAGGGAGUCGAACGCUACUGUGUUGUCCAACAUAAAGACAUUCUUUUCCCAUUCAAGAUCCAAUACAAGAGACAAAACAGCGGACCUGUUCAGCGUCCUUCAGUGUUUAUGUUGCCUCCUGUAGAACAUGCUAAAAACAAAGAGGUGACCCUGACUUGCUCUGUGAAAGACUUCUUCCCUGAGGAGGUUUACGUAGCUUGGCUUGUUGAUGAUGAUGUAGUAGACUCAAAGUACAAGACCAGUACCACCAGUCCAGUAGAGAAAGAAGGAUCUUACUUGGUUUACAGCCAGUUAACCCUCACAGAUGAUCAGUGGAAACAGUCUGGUGUGGUGUACAGCUGUGCUGUUUACCACGAGUCCAUUACCAACUCCACCAGAUCCAUUGUCAGAUCCAUUGGUUUCAGCACAGCUGAUAAAAACAACCUGGUCAACCUCAACCUGAACAUCUCUGAAAAGUGCAAGGCGUAUGGCGUUUUUGCAAACCUCUUCAACACCAAACUGUGUAAAAGUACAACUAUGCCAGUGCUGAAAUUCAGAAGGACAAAUGCAAAAACAUGUCAUCUCUUUUCUAUCACAGAGCUGCGCGUUGUUUCUCCAAACAUCAGCCUGUUUCCUGUCUGGGAAGGUGAAUUUGGAGUCUCACAGGUCAGACUCAUCUGCACCCUGAACGGUUACUUUCCCAAAAACCUGAGUGUGGAGUGGCAGCAGAACAAGCAGCAGCUGACACAGAUCCAGCCCACAGAAAGACAUCUGCAGAGUGUGGAGGGGGGAGAGAAGACCUACAGUCUGACCUCUGAGAUUGAGCCAAACAUGGAAGAGUGGACAAGAGGCUCCAAUUUUACCUGCAAGUUCAUUCACAAGGAGAACAAAGAUGAAAAGACAACAAGUAUUUGUCACAUCUUUGGAUUCAAUCCUCCUUCCAUUCAUGUGGAGAUUCCCAGCUUCAAGACAGUGAUGAUGACCAACUCUGAUGUGAAAGCUAGAUGCUUCAUCCACAAUGUUGCUGCUAAGCUGGUCUGGCUGAUGGACGGGGAACAACCAUCCACUGACAGAGUGAAUGAAUUCUCAAACAAAACCACUUUAAUCAGUGAACUGACAGUUCCAUCCAGCAGCUGGAAAAACCUGAAACUUCUGAAAUGUAAAGUUCAGCAUCACUGCUUUUCUGCUGAGAAGACUGUAGAGAUUUCAGGUUCUGCAGUUUCAGCUCCUCAUGUGGACAUCAGGAGAUCUCUGUCAGACCUGCCGACAGAAAACAAUGAUGUGAAGCUGCACUGUGACCUUUCACAGCUCUCCUCACAGCACCUCUAUGUCACACUUCAGUCCAAAGGAGCUGACAUUUCUGACAAACAGUAUGUUGAUCUUCCUGAAGCUCCAGCCUCACAUACAGUCAGUGUCAGCUUCUCUGUUCCUCACAUCUACUGGAAGAGUGACCAGAGUUUCACCUGCAAAGUCCAUCAAGGCUUUUCCAGCCAGUCUUUUGAGUCCAAAGCUAUCAGUGUUUUUGUGGAUCCAUCAGUGGAAGUCCUUCAGGUCUCCAGUAAAGAGUCAGGACAACAGAAACUCCUGUGUUCUGCAUCAGGCUUUAAUCCACAAAUUAGUUGGUUUUCUGACUCAGAGUCCAAAUCAGCAUCAAGCACAGACAUCAGCAUGGAUACAAAUGGACGUGUGACUGUAAUCAGUCGACUGGAGGUUCUUCAGACAGAGUGGAAAACAGGGAAGACCUUCACCUGUGAAGUCUUUGACAGGUUUCUACAUAAACGUGACAGAAAGGACAUCAGCCUCUGUUCAGACCUUAAUCCUCCAACUGUGAGGAUUGUGGAACCAAGUGCUGCUGAACUCUCCGUGUCUGACAUUCUCACACUAACCUGCUUAGUUUCUGGUUAUUUCCCAUCUAACAUCUCGGUGCAUUGGAAGGAGAAUGGUCAGAAAGUCUCAUCUUCUCGUUACAUUAACAGUCCUUCAUUCAAGGAUCCAGACAGCAGCUCUUAUUCAAUGAGCAGCAGACUGAAUGUGUCUCAAACUAAUGACAAGAAGUCAACUUAUACUUGUGUUGUGAGACAUGAAUCCUCCAACAGUCCAUUUGAAAGCAGUAUAAAGGAUGUUUUUGCCUCAGUGACCCACAGUGAACCAUCAGCCGUCCUGCUCCAGGGUUCAAAUGAACUUGUGUGUCUGGUCUUUGGCUUCAGCCCUGCAUCCAUUAACAUCACCUGGAUUGCUGAUGGAAGCACAGAGCUGUGGAACUACAAUAAUAGUCAUCCCCACAGAGGCCCGGAUGGAAAGUUCAGCAUCCAAAGCUUCCUCCGUCUGUCUCCAGUUGACUCCUUACCCGGGGUGACCAUCACCUGCAGGGUGACACAUGGAAACACCACUCUGUCUGUGAAUGUCUCCAAAACAGACACGUUGGAACUCUGUCAUUUCUUUGAUGACAUCCUGCAUGCUGAUGUGAGCCAAGACACAGUCAUGCAAGCUUGGGGCAUGGCCAUUUUCUUCCUCCUUUUAUUCUUCAUCUCCAUCAUCUUUUCUGCUGUCACCACAGCUUUAAAGAUUAAAUGAAGAUGUGAAAGAGACAGAUCUCUUUUUCUUCAGGCAUCUCAGGAUUUUUGAUGACAUUUGACCUGUUUUUAUUCAUUUUUAAAGAUUUUAUAUCUUAUUUGUCUGUUUUUCUUUGCUUUAUUGUUAUUAUGAAAGAUGACUCAAUAUUACUUGAAUCUCUUUUUUUAAAUUUUGUAUUCAAUUUCGCUUGUAAAAUAAAUAAACAAAUAAAUAAAGUAUAGAGAA
This is a messenger RNA of Oryzias latipes (Japanese medaka), 4124 nucleotides long. The record is from RefSeq and is a predicted model, not a curated record. NCBI's taxonomy places the organism in Eukaryota, Metazoa, Chordata, Actinopteri, Beloniformes, Adrianichthyidae.